AUGACGUCUAAAGCUAAUGUCGUGUUCAAUGUCCUCCUGGUGUUUGUGACUAUUGUUCUUGGAAAUGUUUUGAAAUUACGAUUUAGACCAAUCAAUAAUGAAAUAACGAGAUCGCUUCGAUAUCAAAGAGACUCUUUGCUAAAUUUUACGGAGUCGAGGGAACUGUAUGGAUACUCUUCGGAAGAACACAAUGUGCUUACCGAGGAUGGGUAUAUUCUAACAAUAUUCAGAAUCAAUGGAAGGAACUGCGCUCACAAAUUGAAAAGAACUCCAGUUUUACUAAUGCAUGGUUUUCUUCAGAGCUCAGAUACAUGGCUGGACGCUGGACCUAAAGCUGGAUUGGCGUAUUUGAUAUCCGACGCGUGUUUCGACUUAUGGGUUGGAAACGACCGUGGCAAUUACUAUUCCAGACGACAUAAUCGCUUGGACCCUGACAAAGACCCUAAAUUUUGGAAAUUCUCUGUGGAUGAAAUUGGUUUUUAUGAUAUACCGGCUACACUGGAAUAUAUUUUGAAAUAUACGAAAGAAGACAAAUUGAAUUACAUUGGAUAUUCACAAGGCGCUGGUACGUUCUUUGUCAUGUGUUCAGAGAGACCGGGUUACUGUGCUAAAGCGAACGUUUUUAUUGGCUUAGCGCCAGCAACCAGGCUGACUAAUACAAAAUCCGUGCCAUUUAAAAUAUUAAUAGAGGGACUGGGACAUCUAGAAGAGGAUCUUGCUACCAUAGGUAUAUAUGAACUUUUUGCAAAGGGCUCUUUAAGUCAAGAAUUCCUAUCCUUGUUAUGUAAAUUUAGUGCAACAUCUGAACUUCUUUGUGGAACCGGUGUGUCUCUAGUUGACUCUUUCCAUCAAGGAUCUAUAACUAACGAAACUCUGAGGGUAUUGUUUGAUCACUUUCCUGCUGGUACUUCUGUGCAUAACAUCGCAAGAUACGGUCAAAGUAUUAGGUCUUCCCAUUUUCAAAAGUUCGAUUACGGUAGUGCGCAAAAUUUUAAUAUUUAUGGGACAAAACAACCACCUCAUUACAAUCUAAGUGCUGUGACGGUACCCUCGGUGGUUUUGUACGGUAACAAUGAUAAUUUAGUUGAUACAAAAGAUAUUUUGUGGUUGAUUAAGCGGUUACCGAAUAUGUUGGAAAUCAAAAGAGUUUCAGAUCCGUUGUGGAAUCACUUUGAUAGUGCAUACAGUCAGUUUACAAAAGAUUUGAUCUUUCCAACAAUAAAUAAAUAUUUACUAAAAUACAGUCGGAAAUGAAAUAAAGUUUAAUUAUUUCUUCUUAAUAUCUCU
Messenger RNA from Vanessa tameamea, 1287 nucleotides. RefSeq names its product lipase 1-like. NCBI's taxonomy places the organism in Eukaryota, Metazoa, Arthropoda, Insecta, Lepidoptera, Nymphalidae. Gene Ontology annotation, biological process: lipid metabolic process. Bases 1 to 1254 code for a protein of 417 amino acids. The transcript has a single exon. The record is from RefSeq and is a predicted model, not a curated record. Gene Ontology annotation, molecular function: hydrolase activity, acting on ester bonds.